UUCAAAAGACGGUUAUUUUAGUUGCUUCGGAGAAAGAGAAUGACAAGAGAGGGUGUUCUUGUCGUCAUCACGGACAUAUAAAGCCUCUCUCGUAAGACCACGAAACAUCUCAUCUUCGCACCCUCAUGUCUCGGCCAGAGUCGACGAUUUUUCCGACAUGAGGCCAAGCUUGUCCCGAGACUCGCAAGAGCCCAGCAGAGGAACCGCGUACCCGAACUCCGAGGAGCAACGCACCCACUCCAGCCCAGUCAAGAACCCCAGAGCUCAACCCAACUGGUCUCUCCUCAUCAGGAAGUACCUCGAGCAGGGCACGCCGAGGGAAGCAAUUCACUUGUACAAACAAAUCCGCUGCAACGGAGGCUACGGUUUGGGUCUCGUUCCUUUGGUAGCCAAAGCCUGCGCUUCUCUCGCAUUGCUUGGUCCCGCGAAAUCUUUGCACGCGGAAUCGAUCAAGUUCGGGUCUGAUCGCGACGUCGUAGUGGGCACCUCGCUGGUUGGUCUGUAUUCCAAGUGCGGUGAUAUCAGCGACGCGCGGAGGAUGUUUGACUUUAUGCCCGAGAGAAAUGUUGUGACGUGGAACGCUAUGCUCGGUGGGUAUUUGAGGAAUGGAGAUACGAAGUCGGCUUCGUGUUUAUUUGAACGGAUGUCAGCACGAAGCCACGUGACGUGGAUCGAGAUGAUCGAUGGGUUUGCCAAGAACGGAGAUACGAUGACUGCUAGGAGGCUGUUUGAUCAGGUUCCCCAGGAGAUGAGGAAUGUAGUUACAUGGACUGUAAUGGUGGACGGUUAUUCCAGCAAUGGAGAGAUGGAACUAGCGAGGGAAAUGUUUGAAGAUAUGCCUGAAAGAAAUUUCUUCGUGUGGUCAUCAAUGAUUUCUGGGUAUUGCAAGAGAGGUGAUGUGAAGGAAGCUGAGGCGAUUUUUGACAGAAUUCCAGUGAAAAACUUGGUGAACUGGAAUGCGUUGAUUUCUGGAUAUGCCCAGAAUGGAUUUUCGGACAAAGCAUUGCAAGCAUUUAGUGGAAUGCAAGCUGAAGGAUUAGAGCCUGAUGAGGUUACUGUGGUUGGUGCCCUAUCAGCCUGUGGUCAGUCUGGAUCAUUGGAUGUUGGUAAGAAAAUACAUGAUAUGAUAACGAAUAAGAGAAUUAAUCCUAAUCAAUUUGUCUUGAAUGCGCUGGUUGACAUGUAUGCCAAAUGCGGGGAUUUAACUAAAGCGAAAUUAAUUUUUGAUGGGAUACCCGAGAAAAAUUGUGCUUGUUGGAACUCCAUGAUUUCAGGUUUUGCCAUUCAUGGACAAUGCAAAGAAGCUCUUGAGUUUUUCACGAAAAUGGAAGACUCAGGUCAGAAACCGGACGAAGUGACAUUUCUCAUUGUAUUAUCGGCAUGUGCUCAUGGUGGUUUUGUGGAUGAAGGUUUGGAAAUCUUCUCAAAGAUGGAUAAAUGCAACAUCUUAGUCAGGGUCAAGCAUUAUGGCUGCUUGGUUGAUUUAUUAGGGAGGACUGGAAGAUUGGAAGAAGCUUUUAAGCUAAUCAAGGGAAUGCCAGUGGAACCAAAUGAUGCAGUCUGGGGUGCUUUGCUUGGGGCAUGCAGAAUCCACUCAAAUCUGGAGAUGGCAGAGGAUGUCUUGAAGGAUAUUAGAACACUUCAUCACAAUAAAGAUUCCCAUGAUGACUCUCAUUAUGUGCUACUGUCAAACAUUUAUGCUGCUUCUGAUAAAUGGGAGAAGGCUGAGAGGAUGAGAUUAGUCAUGGGAUACAAAGGGGUUCAGAAAGUUCCAGGAUGCAGUUCCACAAUGGCUGCUUGCUGUGAAAGUUGGUGACUGUGAAGGCCAGUUUUCCUCCCAUUGAAUUUUAUUCCAUGCUAUACCAUGUUCAGAGGGCUUAGUGGGGAACCGGCAGUUUUUCAUGUUCACAAGGUUUACUCACCUGAUUGGCGUGCUUAUCGCGGAAAAAUAUCAUGUCAUACUGGACAAUAUGCUGAGACUAAAUUUCUAUGGUACUGGCCUGUGAAGCCAAUUACUACUGUGCUUCCAAGUCAAAGCACCAGCCUCGACUAUAUGGUAGGAAAUAUUCAUUGGGUUGACACAGAGAUGAGAAUUGUCGUGUCUUUAGCCAUGGGCAUGGUGCUAAAGCUAUUCUACAUCAGCCUUGCAAAAACUUGGAAAAAGGCAUGUCUAGUACUAGCAUCUUGCUGCCUGAUGCUCCUGCAGACGUACAUAGGAAAAGAAAAGAU
Messenger RNA from Eucalyptus grandis, 2229 nucleotides. RefSeq names its product pentatricopeptide repeat-containing protein At3g21470. The coding region runs from base 158 to 1816 and encodes 552 amino acids. Gene Ontology annotation, molecular function: protein binding; RNA binding. The record is from RefSeq and is a predicted model, not a curated record. The transcript has a single exon. NCBI's taxonomy places the organism in Eukaryota, Viridiplantae, Streptophyta, Magnoliopsida, Myrtales, Myrtaceae. Gene Ontology annotation, biological process: RNA modification.